AUGAGCCGUCUCCUCCCCAACCCAGGCCGAAGGAAAAUCAGUAACGAAGAUGACUUCGAAGAUCCCUUACUUCGCGACAACAGGGAUAGCUCCGACGAUGACAUUGAAUUAGCCGACCUGGAGCUAGAUGGCCGCGAACGUACUCCCAUCAGCCAUUACAGGCAUCGAGAUGAACCACCGAAGAAGCAUGUAUCAUGGUUCCAGAUCGCCUCCGCACUGGCAGUAUGUGUAAUAGGCUUCGUCAUUAACACCGAAGCAACUGCAUACGUCGAAGAUGCGUUAGACUGGAAGAAACCCUUCGCGACCAUGUAUCUGACCCACGGCUCGCUGGUCCUGCCAUGGAUCGUCCAUAUCUUCUACCUCCGCUGGAAGAACCGCUCCACUCCCUAUCAAUCCUGGGUCCGCGACUACAACAACACACUCCGCUCGUCCAUUGCCACGAUCGAUGCUUUUGCUACUUCGGGUCCAAAGUUCAUCCUGAAACGCCCAGGCCAGCAAGGCGGACCUCUGGACUUUCUUGCCAGCACGAUGGCAAUCGUCACUGUCGUCCUCACUAUCAGCGGCGCGUCUUGGUUUACCUCGCUCUCCUUGACCACACCAGCGGACCUGACAGCAAUUUACAAUUGCGCUACUUUUUUCGCGGCUGCCUUCUCCGUCCCUAUCCUGAAGGAGAAACUCGGCCGGCUCAGCAUCAUCGCCGUCGCACUCUCCAUCGGCGGAACAUUCACGAUCGCGUAUGGAGACACCACAGCCGAACAUGCUGAGUCUUCUAUCGGCGCGAGCAGAUUCCUCGGUAACAUCAUCGCUUGCGCAGGCGCCGUUGCCUUCGGCUUAUACGAGGUCCUCUUCAAGAAGUGGGCUUGUUCGUCUCGGCCGGAGACACAGGAGUCCAGCAUCCCCCUAACUUUAGCUGCAUCUGCGUUGACGGGAUUUUAUACGUUAGGCGUCCUAUGGAUUGCGUUUCCCAUCUUGCAUAUUUUCGGUAUCGAAGAGUUUGCGUUACCAAGCUUGCAUGCAGUGUUAUGGAUUGUCAUUGCGGUGCUGUCGGCGGCGGUUUCGAUCACUUUGCUCGCAUUACUAGUUGUGUGGACAGAUCCUGUCUUCGGGUCAAUGGCGAACGUUCUGAGCGUCUUCUUCGUAGCAUUAGCGGAUUGGCUGGUCUGGGGACUCAGUCCGUCGUCGGCGACAUAUAUCGGCGGCGCUCUCAUCUUGGUCGCGUUCGCAAUGCUGUCGUACGAUACUAUGGCAAAAGAGAAGGAUUGA
Didymosphaeria variabile is the source of this 1263-nucleotide messenger RNA. RefSeq lists its product as uncharacterized. Gene Ontology annotation, cellular component: membrane. Bases 1 to 1263 code for a protein of 420 amino acids. Lineage: Eukaryota; Fungi; Ascomycota; Dothideomycetes; Pleosporales; Didymosphaeriaceae. The transcript has a single exon. The record is from RefSeq and is a predicted model, not a curated record.